ACUUACAACUCAAUACUUUUACCCGAUAUGAUCCAUCUUAUCAUUGCUUACACGACUCACCGGUACUGGUACUACAACAUCAUGUGAGACCGAGACUCUAGUUUGAUUCUGCUUCCUUCUUGUAUGCUUAGAAAAUUCACAAGAGAACAGGAAAAACGAGAGAAAGUAAUAAUCAUCACCUAUUGAUUUACGGCACCAAACAAGAUCACUUUGAGUAGCAUGGGCGGAUACCACAACUCCUAGCUGUUCCUCUCAACGAGAGAGAGAGAGAAAGAGAGCUGCCAAAAAGAGCACGCGAAGGUCAAAAUAGGUGUCCCUUUACGUAGUCAUUCCAACGAAUAGAUCAACACGGAGAGAUACUUGAUGUCAACAUACGGAUGACCCCUACUCAAUCUCCCUUGACUUUGAAUUUGAUGACUUACCCCACGGGCAUAGGAGUCCUUGAUUUCCCUUUUGCUUUUUCCAAGGCUUCAUUGAAGUGUAGUGAAACUGAUUUUGUCUUCGUAUUGAACAAAUAUUGCUGGUUCAAAAUUUUGUUUGAGCUUCUACAAGAUCAGAGGAUUAUUUGUUUGAGUUAUCAACUGAGAGCAGAAAAGACCGACUACAUUAAAGAAGAAAAAGAAUAUUUCGAAGAACAUAAGAAGACUUACUCUGUUACUCCUCAGGUUCUCUGAAAAAAUAAGUACUUGUCAUCGUGAUUCUCGCCCGCAACGAAAAGUACUCCACGCUUGUUCCCAUCGACAACGCAAGGGGCUUCCCUUCGACAAAAAUGUUCGUUCUGCAUUCACAGGGUUCAUCCUCCUCCUCAUCAUCAAGAGGAUCGUCAUCAAGAGGAAGGAACUCCGUCACCUUCACGAAGAGAAGGUCGUCCUGUCUGCUAGCUGCCUCUUACUGGUUCACAAAUAACCCAGCAAGAACGACUAUCUUCGGAGUGUCAGCAGAAGCAGUGGUCGCAGAUGGAACGAAAUCCACUACUUUAGAAACUUCCGGUAGCUGCGUUCUAUCUGCCAGGAGAUGUGAACGAUUUCCCCGAUUUGAAAACCGGCAAUUCCGUGACACACUGGGAGAGGCGCAUCUCGGAGUUAACGAUGCAGGGUCUAACUGCAUCCGCAGAGCUGAGGAUUUUCAUCACUGGUGCGGAAAUGGACGAGAAAACCCUAAAGCAAGUGUCGCUGCAACGUAUACACCGACUGGAUUGAGUCAGGUUAGCACUUACAACUAAGUACUGGUUCAAUCAUUUAUGAUGGUCAAGUUGUAGGACGAGUAGGUACAGUCUGCAGUCCCGCGGUUUUCUCAUGAUAUCUUCAAUCGGUGCUCCGCAAGCUCAUGCUUAUGUAAGCAAUCCGAACGACCAAAACCUCCCAGUACCUCCCAUAUUUUGACAUCAGGUCUACCACCCAACCGCAUGCCCCUUUGGAUGGUCGUUGUACCAUAAGAAUUGCUAUGUGCACGUUUGGCGUGCCAAGACGUGGUGGGAAGCUGAGGCAUGGUGCCAGGAGCACGGAGCAAAUCUAUGCAGUAUUCAUGGGAAAGAGGAGAAUGAGUUCGUUUUCACGCUGACGAAAGGUAUUUUGCUACAAAGAACAUCUACUAGAUUCUAGAAUAGUUGUAUCAGAUGAGGUGUUGUUACGACGGUCGUUUAUUUGAAGAUUCCGCUCCUAACAAACAUAUUUAUUAGAACUAUCAACAUAAGUCAUACUCAACACCACCAACAUCAGUGCUGUGAAGCGAAGUCCACAUGCCUUGUUACCGGCACGUAAGCAUCAGCAUACUUUCGCCCAUCAGGUCUCUCUUCCUGGAUCGGGUACCACGACACUGAUCAAGAUCAAGAAUACACAUGGACCGACAACACGAAAACCGACUAUGAAAACAAGGCCAAGAAUUGUACUGGGCGUGAAACCGAGCCCGACUGUGCGCCAAAAGAAACUGCCCAGCAGUGGUACGACUGGCAAGGGGAGGAUAGAGGUACUUGUUGCUGUUUUUAGUUUGAUUUCCCAUCAGUAGGUCGUGCUGCCGUGUACUUGAUGUACCACAUUUUCAUUUAAAGAAAAACAGUCGGUUCGUUUUCCCUCUUAGACUAGGAGUAUCCCUACAUGCAACACAUUUAAAGCCACAAAAUCAAAAUGGUUGUCAGCAUGAACAACGGCAAAGAGUCCCUCGAAAACCAUGAAACCAUCUCCAUACAAGAUCAAAACAAAAAGGUACUUGGGUCUGCAAAAAACAAGCCAAAUGGGCUGUUGGUUUGAUGCGUAACACCACGUCCUUACAGCAGCUAGCGACCAUGGACUGGGAAGAGCUCAAGCGUCCGUGGCCAGAACAGGCUGUUAGACUCGAAAUCCAGCGUUCAGAGGAUGAUGAAGACUACGAGGAAGCUCUGGAAGAGGAACAAGGGCUGAAGGAUCAAAUGAAGAAGGGUAGUUCAUCUGGGGAAGGGGAAGGAGCUCUGUUGAAGGGGCCUGGAGCAGCUGUUCCGACAAGAUCGACGCUUGCGAGCGAUGCAUGCGCAGCCGAUUCAACUAACUGCAUUAAAGUGUGAAAACGAAAAGACUGUCUACUACAGGGUUUCAACAUUUUAGGUGGUCCGAACCUACCCCCUGGGAUAUUCGGGAACAACAUUGAAGACAGCUACUUCUUUGUGUACUUUUUAGCCUAUAAUUAAGAGGGGCACAUGAAUUACAAAGAUCCCCAUUCAUUACAAUAAGAGAUGCCUCAUUCACAUGUUGUGCAGGGACGUGGACGUCCUGUUUGUCGCGAUUGAUCGCCGAGCAGCAAUUAUGAAACAACUAUUUCAUUUUCGUUGAUGCCCGUCGCUGAUUUCGCUAUCUACUUAAAUGAACGACGCGUCCUAGUACAUUUGGCAUGCAACAGUUCUUGAACCACGCAUGCUUCUAUUAUAGGUAUUAAGGAGCGCAAGAAAAAAAGCAAGAUAGAUGAAGAAUG
Molecule: messenger RNA, 2940 nt
Organism: Amoebophrya sp. A25
Lineage: Eukaryota; Dinophyceae; Syndiniales; Amoebophryaceae
Source: the annotation of a GenBank genome assembly